Messenger RNA from Astyanax mexicanus (Mexican tetra), 5031 nucleotides. RefSeq names its product chromodomain protein, Y-like (gene cdyl). The record is from RefSeq and is a predicted model, not a curated record. Gene Ontology annotation, cellular component: nucleus. The coding region runs from base 260 to 2089 and encodes 609 amino acids. The transcript is spliced from 7 exons. NCBI's taxonomy places the organism in Eukaryota, Metazoa, Chordata, Actinopteri, Characiformes, Acestrorhamphidae. Gene Ontology annotation, molecular function: transcription corepressor activity.
CCACGUGACCGGUCCACUCCGUUAGUGUUCGGAUCAGUGAGUCGGUUCACUGCGCCUUUUCUGAAGUUUCUGAACAGCAUUAGGAGUUUUUACAGGUGAGAAAGCUCUGCUCGCUGCACGGAGGAAUAGCGGAGGACACGGAGCGGAUGAAGAGCUUCGUACCUGCGGGAAAAGCGGUGAAACAGAGCGCAGAGGAGCAGCGGGAGGACUCGGAUUACAGCAGCAGCAGCAGCAGCGAGGAUUAGCCUAGCAGGCCAUCAUGGCCUCGGAGGAGCUGUACGAGGUUGAGAGGAUUGUUGGUAAGCGUAAAAACAGGAAGGGUAAGAUGGAGUAUCUGGUGCGCUGGAGAGGCUACGGCUUUGACGGUGACACCUGGGAGCCAGAGGCCAACUUGGCCGGCUGUUUCGAAUUCAUCAACGACUUUAACCGGCAGCGCAGCGACCGGACAAAGGAAGGGGCGAGUCUGCGCUCCACGCGUAGGUCCCCCAGUGUGGGGGUGGGCCACUCCUCCAGCAACAAUGCCCGCAAACAGAUGAACAGACCUUCAACACAGAUAAGCGGUGUGAGCCUCAUCAUUGGCAGGACUUCUCUGUCCUCCCCUAACAUGGCAUCCACCAACCUCAGUAUUUCGCAGCCCCCUUCGCAAGGCACUCCCGACAGUAAAGACCCCAAUGCCAAAGCAGACACACAGCAGCUUCCGCCGCCGCAGCAGCAGUCACAGCCGUUGCCUUCGCCGUCGCUUUCCAUUCAAACUUUCAGGUGCUCCACUGGCCUCAACGGUGGUGCAGGACCAGCGAGCGCAGUCACCGACCCGACUCCGGCCACCCCUUGCACCGUUGGCCCCCUGCGCUGCAGUAUGGACCUAGCCAAGUCCGGAAUCAAAAUCCUAGUGCCAAAAAGCCCAAUGAACAACCGUGCUGACUCAGAAGAGUCCCCCAGCGAGGCGGCACACAGUCUGGACCAGGGAGGACAGGAGCCGGACACUGUGCCCCCAGAGGUGGCGCUGCAAGAGAAGCCUGUGGGAUUGGUCCUGGGGCCGGGACAGGAGCGGGCACGCAUGGGCACACGGCCCCGGACUCAGGCAGCUCUCCCUCCACCUCAGGUUCCCAUCACACCUGCUGCUGUUCGCACGCUCAACAGGAAAGGUACUACACUGCUAGAGGCCUCCUCAGCCAAUGGGACGGCGAGUGACGUGUCACCAGCGGCCAGCUCAGGAGUAUCAGGUGUGCUUGGAAAGCGGAGGUUCGAGGAACGCUCUGCUUUUGAUAAGAGACUUCGCUUCAGUGUUCGUCAGACGGAGAGCGCCUACCGGUACAGAGACAUCAUAGUGAAGAAACAGGAUGGCUUCACACACAUUCUGUUAUCCACCAAGACCUCAGAGAACAAUUCCCUAAACCCUGAUGUGAUGAAGGAGGUUCAGAGUGCAAUGGCCACAGCAUCUGCUGAUGACAGUAAACUGGUCCUGCUGAGCGCUGUGGGCAGCGUCUUUUGUUUCGGCCUGGACUUUAUCUAUUUCAUCAGACGACUCACAGACGACCGGAAGAGAGAGAGCAUCAAGAUGGCAGAGACCAUCAGGACCUUUGUAAACACAUUCAUCCAGUUUAGGAAGCCCAUAAUUGCUGCUGUGAAUGGACCUGCUAUCGGGCUCGGAGCAUCCAUCCUGCCCCUCUGUGAUGUAAUCUGGGCCAAUGAGAAGGCCUGGUUUCAAACUCCCUAUACCACCUUCGGCCAGACGCCGGACGCCUGCUCCUCCAUUACGUUCCCUCACAUCAUGGGAGUCGCGUCGGCUAACGAGAUGCUGCUGAGUGGGCGGAAGCUGACGGCGCAGGAGGCCUGUGCUAAAGGCCUGGUGUCGCAGGUCCUCUGGCCAGGGACCUUCACCCAGGAGGUCAUGGCCCGAAUUAGGGAGCUAGUCUCUUGUAAUUCACUUGUUCUGAGGGAGUCCAAAGCACUGGUGAGGAACAUUAACCGGGCUGCCCUGGAGCAAGCCAACGAGAGGGAGUGUGAAGCCUUAAAGAGGGUGUGGGGCUCUCCUCAGGGCAUGGACUCCAUACUGAAAUACCUUCAGAAGAAGAUCAGUGACUUCUGAAGCCUGGACUGCGAUCACGGUUACACACAGUGGACAGACACCAUUCACAAGUGCCUGAUAUCAAAGACCUUUGUUUUCUUUUUGUUUUUUAACUGGACAGAAUAAUGGCAAUGGUAACUCCAGUAUUGAGCAUCUUCAUUGAUACGUCAUUUAUUAUCACGAUUAUUGAAAUGUGGGACAUCAGUGCCAACGAGGACUAUUUCAGUUCCAGCUCUUUCAGACUGUAACCAGAGCAGGAGGAUUUCCUUUCCGUGCUUUUCCUGGUGACGACAACAGUGAUUCAGAACAGACCCCAGAUGUCAUGCCAAUAUUUGUAGCCCCGUGCCUGAGCUGGACUUCUCUCUGACGGGUAUGAACGUGGUUUGGGAGAAAUUACAACAGAAAAAGAACCAGCUCAGACCUACAGUUACUGAUGAGAACAUAACGUCAACUUAAACAGAACACUGUGAUCUAUUCAUAAUGUGUAUUUUGUGUUACUAAAGCCCUAUUUGGAUGGAAUUAGUUUUAUCUAGGGAGGAAGAGUAAUGUAUUUUUACUACAUGAUUCUGAUUUGCACAGGAUAAGAAAUCUCAGCUACAUGACUGAGAUGGGAACAGCUACUCGAUUUAUGCCCUGCGUCACCUCCGAAAAACAUGAUGACUACUAAUCUUAUAACCCACUGAUAGCAGGGCUAAUAUACAUUUUUGUUGCAUGUUCAUGACACGUAUGCAGACGGUAAUUAAUUGCUGGCCUAAAGUAUUGAAAUGUGGACCUCAGUGCCAAUAGGUCUAUUUCAGUUUCAGCUCUAACUGUUAACCAGAGCAGGAGAAUUUCCUUUCCAUGCUUUUUUUUGAUGAUGACAGGGGUGAUUUAGAACAGACCCCAGAUGUCAUGCACAUAUUUGUAGCCCAUUACCUGAGCUGGGCUCUCUGACUGAUAUGAACAUGGUAAAAAAAAACUUUAACUAAUCUUACAACCAACUUAUAGUCAUGAAUAAAUAAAUACAUAUAAUUUUAGUUUUAAAAUACUGAGGAGCAGCUACUCGAUUUAUGCCCUGUGUCACCGCUAAAAAAAUUGUGAUGACGACUAAUCUUAUAACUCACUUAAAUUAGGCCUAAUAAUAAUUUUUUUGUGAAAUGUUCAUAACACGCAUGCAGACGGUAAUGAAUUGCUGGCAUAAAGUAUUGAAAUGUGAGACCUCAGUGCCAACUAGGCCUGUUUCAGUUUCAGCUCUGACUGUUAACCAGAGCAGGAGAAUUUCCUUUCCAUGGUAAAAAAAAAAAAAAAACGACAACUAAUCUUAAAACCCACUUAGUUAUAAAUAAAUAAAUACAUAUAAUUUUAGUUUACAAAUUAGCAACUACAUGUUCAAACCAGAAUGUAGACUAUAGGCUUCUCUACACAGUGACUUGCUGACUUAAAGGAGCAAGAAGUGUCGAGCCUUGGCUUUUUUUUUUUUUUUUUUAAGAAUUUGAGUUAUCAGUAUGGUUUAUCACAAAUGUAUGGUCAUAAUUAUGAGAUACUAAGUCAUAAUUAUGAGACAGAAAGUCAUAAUUAUGAGAUAGAAAGUUAUAAUUAUGAGAUGACUUUUUAUCUCAUAAAUAUGACUUACUAUCUCAUAAUUAUGACUUUUUUAUCUCAUAAUUAUGACUUACUAUCUCAUAAUUAUGACUUACUAUCCCAUAAUUAUGACUUUUCUAUCUCAUAAUUAUGACUUAGUUGAGGACGUUUUUUUUCUUCAGGUGGCGGAAAUGGGCUUCCAUACAAAUGUGAACAAGUCAAAUGGACCACAUUAAAUGGACAAAAAACAUGAUGUUUAAAUUGAUCUUGCCGGUGCACUCGAUCUUUACCUCGCUCUACCUCCAGCCUCGUUAUGUCAUGUGAUCACAGUCUGAAGUGUAGAGAGCUCCCUCUGUUCCUGCAUGUUCUUAAUUCCAUUUGAGUUUACUCUAAUUCACCUAAUGUUAAUGUUAAUGCAGGUCUUUCAAUGUGCUUGCUGCGUAAACUCGUAUGACAACACGAGUAAAAAUAUAUGAUUUAUCUUACAGCCCUUUCUGAAAAGCUGCAGCAACUCUUUUACACAGUAUUUGGCAGAAUACCUACCCACAUUUAUUUUUAGUUUUCAAUUAGGAUUGGAUCAAUUUAACCUGAGGAUAUUUUUAUGGCUCGUUUUACAAGAAGCAAAGGCAGCAAAAUCUGUACUGGUACUAAAACUAGUCUGUAUAAAUUUUAAAUUACAUCGUGCAUUCAUGUGAAAAUAACAGUGGAUGUCGAGUAAGAUUUACUUUAUACCACCUCCCCAGGUAAAAAUGUAAUCCCCUCUGAACAGGGCUUAAGAGGUAACCUGGUUCAGGUACAUUGGAGAUGAGUUUCUUUUGUUGUUUUUUUUUUUAAACUUCAUUUUAUGAAUUGGCUCAGUCCUCCAAACACCUUCUGACCUUGAAUGAAUUUUCUGAACACGGUUCAAGCAUCUGCUGUCCAUCUGUACGUCUCCUCCUGUAUUGUUUAUUCAAGUAACUCACAUGUUUCCAUUAGAUCAUAGGACAUUUUCACAUCAUCUGUGUCAAACAACUCCCAACUACACCUGAAACAUUAUUUAUACUGUUUAUAUUAAGUAUUUAUUGAACACACAGUGCGUGUGUGUGUGUGGGAGCUGAUCUGUGUGUUUUCCCAUUCCGAAUUGGUUUACUGUAAAUUAGAUUCUGAUUUGGUGAGUCCCCUAUUUAUAUUUAUAUGCUAUUGUAUCAUUCUGGAUAGUGUCUUUAUUUUGCAUAUUCUCUUUUUAUCCACUGUCUGCAGUGUGAGAUAAUGGUUUUGUAAGUUUUAGGGGAAAAACAGACUAAUGUUUAGCUUUAGUAUAAUGUUUUCUACUAUAAAACACUUGUCUAACAAUGUCUAAUUUCCUGAUGAAGAUGAUGAUGUACAUGACCAUGGAUUAAAAAGCUUUUGGAACGGUCUAACAA